AUGCUAUCAUCAAAAAGGAAUUCAUUCAUUUCAAACAAAUCACCUUCUAAUUUCUCACUGCCUCAAUUUGAAUCACCACCAAAUUUUAAUCCAUAUGAAGCAAUAAAUAAUCAAUAUAAUCAAGAUUUAUAUCAACAAUCUACAUCAAAACCUAAAAUUCUAACAUACAAUGAAACAAAAUUAAUACCGAAUUAUCAAAAAAUUGAAAAUCAUACAUCAACUAAAUCUAAAAGCAAUCAUAGAAUGAAAAUUGUUGUUGUUGGUGAUGGUGCAGUUGGAAAAUCAUGUUUAUUAAUAAGUUAUUCACAAAAUAAAUUUCCUGAAAUUUAUGUCCCCACAGUAUUUGAAAAUUAUAUAGUACCAUUAUUAUCACCUCAAGGUAAUAAAAUAUUUGAAUUAGAAUUAUGGGAUACUGCAGGACAAGAAGAAUAUGAUAGAUUAAGACCUUUAAGUUAUAGAGAUGUUGAUUUAUUAUUAGUUUGUUUUGCAUUAAAUAGUAUAACAAGUUUACAAAAUAUAAAAACUUUAUGGUUUCCUGAAAUAAGUCAUUAUUGCCCCAAUGUACCAAUAAUAUUAGUUGGAACUAAAUCAGAUUUACCUUCUGAUAUUCCUGAAGAUUUACCUUAUAAAAUUGCAACUGAAAUUAAAGCAAUUGCAUAUAUUCAAACAUCAUCAAAAACAAUGCUUAAUGUAAAACAAACUUUUGAUUAUGCUUUAAGUCAUUAUCAAAAAGAAAUUGAAAUUGCAGAACAAUAUGAAACAAGUAAAAGAAAAAGAAUAAGUAAAAGAUUUAGUAACAGUAAUAAUAAUAAUGGAUCAGGUAAUUAUGAUCAUAUAAGAAAUAAAAGUACAGCAUCUUCAAAUACAAGAAGAAAUCAUAUGAAAAAUUCAAGUUUAGGUUCAAGUGUUUUAAUGGAUCAACCUUUAACUGAAGAUAGUUAUGAAAAUAAUCCUUAUGGAAAUUUUAAUGGAAUGAAUGGUAAUGGUUAUCAUAAUAAUCUAAGGAAUAAUAAUGGUGAAUUUGAUUAUAUUGAUGAAAGAAGAAAAAAAGAAAAAAAGAAAUGUUUUAUACUUUAA
Messenger RNA from Lodderomyces pseudojiufengensis, 1077 nucleotides. RefSeq names its product Rho family GTPase (gene CRL1). Gene Ontology annotation, biological process: small GTPase-mediated signal transduction. The transcript has a single exon. Bases 1 to 1077 code for a protein of 358 amino acids. Lineage: Eukaryota; Fungi; Ascomycota; Pichiomycetes; Serinales; Debaryomycetaceae. The record is from RefSeq and is a predicted model, not a curated record. Gene Ontology annotation, molecular function: GTP binding; GTPase activity.